Messenger RNA from Puccinia graminis f. sp. tritici CRL 75-36-700-3, 687 nucleotides. RefSeq lists its product as uncharacterized. The transcript is spliced from 2 exons. The coding region runs from base 1 to 687 and encodes 228 amino acids. The record is from RefSeq and is a predicted model, not a curated record. Lineage: Eukaryota; Fungi; Basidiomycota; Pucciniomycetes; Pucciniales; Pucciniaceae.
AUGAUACGUAAACGUGACGGUGAUGCUCCCGGUGCUCCUCCUACUCCUGCUCCCGGUGCUCCUCCUACUACUGCUCCCGGUGCUCCUCCUACUACUGCUCCCGGUGCUGCUCCUACUACUGCUCCCGGUGCUCCUCCCGCUGGCGGUUCCGCUGGUAGUACCGCUGCUGCCGUCAACAUUUUAAGCACAGUCGAUCCAGCAGACCUAAAGAAUUUGAUCACGGAGUUCUUAAAUUCGCCAGUCACUCCAGGCGCACCUCCAACCACCACUAAGGUCGGAAAAACCAAGGCGCUGGAGAUGUACGCUAAGGUGGAAGAGGCUCAGAAGGCCGGCCAGAUGGCGCCGUUGUCACCCAGGGCUGCCCAGCUCUUCCUUCGAAUUGUCAAGAGGCUCGAGGGUACCGUGACUGGUGCCAGUGGAGCUGGUGCGAGUGCAGGCAAGUCAUCUAAGAAGGCUCGUCGGGCAGCACCUCCCCCAGGAGGAGCUCCUGCUCCUACACCAUCAACCGCUGGAUCAACUCCGGGAGGAAAGAAUAUGAAAGACCUCUUGAAAGCUUUCAUCGACACCCUUCCCGAACUCACUCCAGGCGCCGCCGGCGGAUCCCCAUCACCUGCUCCAGGCGCUGGAGCCGCCCCCGCUUCCUCGCCUCCGUCGACAGGUGCUCGAGCUGCCAAAGGCAAGAAGUAA